AUGUGGGGCCCUGCCCUGCCCUUCCUCUGCCUCCUGAUUGCAGACGCCGUCUCCGCUCAGGGACAGGGGCCGUGUGGGGAUUGCUACCAGAUCCAGACGCCCGUCAUCGUCGGCGUGGUGAUCGGCGACCUCAUCUUCACCCUGUUCCUCAUCGCUGGGGUGUAUCACUGCACCAAGCGCUGCGGCAAACCCACGGGCAACAGCGAAGACCAGAAGGUUUAUAUGAACAUGCCUGGAAGAGUCAACUGA
This is a messenger RNA of Emys orbicularis (European pond turtle), 249 nucleotides long. RefSeq names its product hematopoietic cell signal transducer (gene HCST). The transcript has 4 exons. The coding region runs from base 1 to 249 and encodes 82 amino acids. The record is from RefSeq and is a predicted model, not a curated record. Gene Ontology annotation, biological process: regulation of immune response; positive regulation of phosphatidylinositol 3-kinase/protein kinase B signal transduction. Lineage: Eukaryota; Metazoa; Chordata; Testudines; Emydidae. Gene Ontology annotation, molecular function: phosphatidylinositol 3-kinase binding; signaling receptor binding. Gene Ontology annotation, cellular component: membrane.